AUGCAUGAUCCAACCAAAAAGGGCAAGAAAAAGAAACAAGACAAAGCAAAAUGCAACCCCACCAGGCACCACCCUGACUUCAAGAGUCACACGGUCAACAAGUUCUGGAAACUUCAUCCAGAGCUCCGGUCAGGUGUUGCUCCAGCAAUGGCUCAAGCCGCUGCAAAGGCCGCUGCAGCUCCCGCUACUCAGCUUGUUGAAGUUGAUUAUGGUCACAAAUUAAACGUGUCGCUGCUCCUGUCAGAAGCCACAAACAAACCUAUUUUUCUCAACUCAGGUGCCACCCACCACAUGAUCAACAAUCCAGAUGUAUUCCAACCCAUCUCUGUGUCAAACAUGAAGUUAUUGAACGGAGGACACAGCAACUUCCUCAACACAACAUCUGUUGGGACCGCUGAAUUCUAA
Puccinia graminis f. sp. tritici CRL 75-36-700-3 is the source of this 405-nucleotide messenger RNA. RefSeq lists its product as uncharacterized. Lineage: Eukaryota; Fungi; Basidiomycota; Pucciniomycetes; Pucciniales; Pucciniaceae. Bases 1 to 405 code for a protein of 134 amino acids. The transcript has a single exon. The record is from RefSeq and is a predicted model, not a curated record.